GGGUGGCGGUAAUGCAGCUCCUCGUACAAAGUUUCCCGUUCAAAGGUGAAAGUUCAACCAAAUCAGCAGCGCUCGUCUUACGUUAGGCGACAAUGGCUAAACAUCAUCCAGAUUUGAUCUUCUGCAGAAAACAAGCCGGUGUCGCUAUCGGGAGACUUUGCGAGAAAUGUGAUGGAAAAUGUGUCAUCUGUGAUUCUUAUGUGAGGCCGUGCACGCUGGUGCGCAUCUGUGAUGAGUGUAACUACGGCUCCUAUCAGGGACGCUGUGUCAUCUGCGGAGGGCCUGGAGUUUCUGAUGCCUACUACUGUAAAGAGUGCACCAUCCAGGAGAAAGAUCGAGAUGGCUGUCCUAAGAUUGUGAAUUUGGGCAGCUCCAAAACAGACCUGUUUUAUGAAAGGAAGAAGUACGGUUUCAAGAAGAGGUGAAGACGGCACGGCCUAGUCCUUGAUUUAGUUUUCCAGCUUUUGAAGAUUUUCUUUGUAUCCUCAAGAAACAUUUUUUGACAUGUCAAUAAAGCUCUCUUUUAUA
This is a messenger RNA of Micropterus salmoides (largemouth bass), 528 nucleotides long. It is a transcript of the gene phf5a, whose product is annotated as PHD finger protein 5A. Gene Ontology annotation, biological process: mRNA splicing, via spliceosome. Bases 93 to 425 code for a protein of 110 amino acids. The transcript is spliced from 4 exons. Gene Ontology annotation, cellular component: precatalytic spliceosome; U2 snRNP; catalytic step 2 spliceosome. Lineage: Eukaryota; Metazoa; Chordata; Actinopteri; Centrarchiformes; Centrarchidae. The record is from RefSeq and is a predicted model, not a curated record.